CCACCAAGCGUGGCCAUGGACUUCUCAGGUACAGAAUCCCCAAAAGAUACUGAGAAGAAGGUGCUUUCAUGGGAGACUGGGCAGGAACAUGAUGGAGGUUCUCCCUCAGUGGAAAACAGAAGGACAGUCCCAGACGGUGCUGGGAUCCCAUCUAGGUCACCUUCGCUUUGUGGAGAUAUUGAAGCAGUUACUGUGAAAUCAGAACAGAGUCCAGAGACCUUUGAGGAGAUGCAUUUCGCCGCAUCUCACCAAGGAGAUCUGGCUACUGUUAAUGCCAGGCCAAGUGGAUCCAGAGAAGAAAAUCCCAGAGGAGAGCUGUGGAGCUGCGGAAACCUGUCCUCUCCAGGUGUGGAGAGUGAAAACGAUAGAGAAGCGGAGCAUCAGAAAAUCAAAACUGAAGAAGAAAACAUUGCUCUGGAGGGCAUCGAUUUCCAUGAAAUUAUAGUGCCAGGGGAAAUUUGUGACGGGAACAACAAGAAUGUUCGAGAUGGAGAAAAACUGUUGAUAUGUUCUGACUGUGGAGAGAGCUUCACUCAGGACAUAUUCCUAACCGAACAUCGAAAAAUUCACCCUCAGGAGAAAAUGCGUACUUUCUUGGAGUGUGGAAACCAGUUUAGCUACAGCCCGGUCCUCACCUUGCCUCCGCGAUUCGGUGCCGUCAGAAAGCCCUUUGGAUGCUCUGACUGCGGAAAACAUUUCAGCGAAAGCCAAGGCCUUAAGAGACAUCAAAGGAUUCACAUGGAGGAGAAGCCCUUUAAGUGCCCGGAGUGUGGGAAAGGCUUCAUUCGCGGCCCAGGAAACUCAAGGCCCACCAGAGAGUCCACACUGGGGAGAAGCCCUACAAAUGCUCCGUGUGCGGAAAGAUGUUCACCCAGAGCUCCAACCUGA
Messenger RNA from Anolis sagrei ordinatus, 888 nucleotides. The record is from RefSeq and is a predicted model, not a curated record. NCBI's taxonomy places the organism in Eukaryota, Metazoa, Chordata, Lepidosauria, Squamata, Anolidae.